Haemonchus placei is the source of this 2148-nucleotide messenger RNA. NCBI's taxonomy places the organism in Eukaryota, Metazoa, Nematoda, Chromadorea, Rhabditida, Trichostrongylidae. The record is from the annotation of a GenBank genome assembly.
UUGUUUCAGACGGAUGACGACGACGAGGAAAAAACGCCUGAACCUCGCCAAUACUCACUCAGAAAAUUCCGACAGCCGGUAGACCGUUUUGCCGCUACUGUGACGUUGAAAGAAAAGAAAGAUUUAACGUCAAGCCAGGCAGUGAUUCGUGAGCGCUUGCGUCAGACAGGUGGAUCAUGCACAGAUAUAGACCCGAUGAGCAUCGACAGAGGCAUCGGAUUUGAGCAGGUGGGAGGUCUUGGAGCGCAUAUUCAAUCACUGAAAGAAGUUGUCCUUUUCCCCAUGCUAUAUCCGGAGAUAUUCAAACAAUUCAAUAUAACGCCUCCCAAAGGAGUUGUCUUCUAUGGGCCACCAGGAACGGGAAAAACUUUGAUGGCUCGUGCGUUGGCCAAUGAGUGCUCCAAAGGAGGCAAGAAGGUAGCUUUCUUCAUGAGAAAAGGUGCAGACUGCUUGAGUAAGUGGGUAGGCGAAGCAGAAAGGCAACUACGUGUGCUAUUCGAUCAAGCAUACGCUAUGCGCCCCUCCAUAAUUUUCUUCGACGAAAUUGAUGGGCUUGCCCCAGUCCGAUCCUCAAAGCAGGACCAGAUCCACUCGAGCAUUGUCAGCACCCUUUUGGCUCUGAUGGAUGGAUUGGAUAGCCGCGGAGAGGUAGUGGUGAUUGGAGCCACGAAUCGUUUGGAUACCCUGGAUCCGGCUCUACGGCGUCCCGGAAGAUUUGACAGGGAACUGAAAUUCUCACUUCCUGACGCAAAUGCCAGAAAACAAAUACUAACUAUUCAUACAGCAAAAUGGGGAACCAGCCAACCUGACGAGAGCACACUGACAUGGCUUGCGGAUGGAACAAGUGGCUACUGCGGGGCCGAUCUACAGUAUUUAUGUACUGAAGCUGUACUUGUCGCGUUGCGGUCUCGUUUUCCGCAUAUCUACAUGUCAGAGGAGCGCCUCAAACUGGAUCCUUCACUGCUUGUCAUUGAUAGAAGCUGUUUCACAAGCGCCAUGCGCAGGAUUACUCCUGCCUCAAGAAGAGAUCUUUCAAUCCCAUCUCGUCAACUCGAUGACCGUACCUCGAUUCUAUUGUUAAGUACAGUUACAUCUUUGUUGAAUAUACGCAUACCGUCCGGAUAUAAAAGUUCACAGUCUGUUCAAAACAGUUCGGUAUCUGAAUUGGAAAAGGUGGUUCGCGCUCUGGAACAACCGCCAUGUGUGCCAGCAGUGCGUCUCCUAAUCUGCGGCAGUCCAUCUCAUCCGGAUCUAGGUCAGACAUCCUAUGUUCUGCCUGCUGUGCUCGGAAAGCUUGAUCACCUCCCUGUGUUUUCUUUAGCGGUAGCUAGACUGUUUUCGGAUGGGAAACCAGAGGAAACAUUGGCGCAAACAAUACAAUCUGCACUUCGUUCAGCAGCCAAUGGUCCGUGUGUUCUUCUUCUUCCAAGCAUUGACCAGUGGUUUUCAGUCGUUCCCCCAAGUGUCACUCACAUGCUCGCAACAGCUCUCGACUCCAUGCAUGGUUUCACGUCGAUUCUUUUUCUGGCAUCAUGUGAUUGUGCUUACGACUCAUGUUGCCCGGAAGUCAAAGAUCUAUUCGGUCCAUCACAAAGUGUUAGCCUCACUCCACCCAAAGAACUAUACCGGCGUCAUUAUUUUGAACAUAUCAUUGCAAAUGCCCGUAUUCCGCCGAAAAUUUUUGAUCCUUCGAUAUACAAAGAACCGGAAAAAGCUGACCCAGAAGAUGCCAAGGUAACUCGAAAGUUGAAUGAAAGAGAGGCAAGGGAACUUGUCAAGGAGUACGAGAGUCAACUUCGCCGCUUCCGUGCUCUUCGGCGGGACAGACGUUUCACGAUUUUCGUCAAACCUGUUGAUGUAGAAGACGUUGAAGACUACUACGAUGUCAUAAAAAACCCCAUGUGUAUAUCAGAGAUGGAAGAUAAAAUCGAUAGGUAUGGUGCCAUGUCGUUUUUACACAAAUGGUCUGUUCUGAGUAACAACAGCUUUUGCUCCGAAGUUGCAUAUUUCAGAAAACCUGCGCUCUUUGUAUGCUUUUUUCAGAAAGAUUCUUUUUUUCAGUGUGUGGAACAUACUAACGGAUGGUCUGUAAGCGAGCUGGAGCGGCUGGCUGCCGUUAUUGCUCAUGACAUUGAGGAGUAUCGGUGA